AUGGCUGGGGGGCCUCUAUCUAUAGAUUGCCUCAAUAGGGGCCCCCCUAUACCCUUUGAGGGGGCCCCCUUAAUAACAAACGAGAUUCCUGUCUCUUGCAUCACCUCAAACCCUCUUAAGGGGGCCCCCCCCUCUCUCUCUACUCUGCAUAAGGGGGGCCCCCAGGGGCCCUCACUCUCUUCUACUUCCUUUCAGCUUCCUCUUUGCGACUAUGUAGGCCCAGCCUUCACCAGAGACCGUUGCAGCAACCUAGGGGCCCUCUUCCUUCCGUUACCUCAUGCUGGGGGGCCCCCUGGGGGGCCCCCAGGGGGGCCCCCUGGGAAGCCCCAAGGGGGGCCCCCGGGGGGCCCCCUAAAUGUAAGGGGGCCCCCUGAAGAGCCUUUGCAAUUCCUUCCUCUAUCCUUGGUUGCUGCAGCACUACCUGAAGUGCUGCUGGAAGUUGAGUUUGUUGGGGCGCAGCUGCAGCCAGACCCUGAGGCAGCAGCAGCAGCAGCAGCAGCAGCAGCAGCAAAUGGCAGCAGCAGCAACAGCAGAAGCAGCAGCAAGGGAGCCUUUGACGCUCCUAUGAAAGCUGACAGCAGCACCAACAGAGAGAGGGGGCCACUGCAGCAAGCUAUACUAAAGAGGGGCCCCCAGAGGGGAGAUGGGGCCUUAGCAAGGCGUAGACGGCUUGAGGGGCCCCCCCUGCAGCAGCAGAAGCAGCAGCAGCAGCAGCAGCCGCAGCAAGUACAGCAGGAAGAGCAGAGGCUGCUGCUGCAGCGCAUGCGUUUCUCUCCUUCAGGGGGCCCCCAAACACCGCGACAGCGAGAGGGGGGGGCCCCCCCGCAGCAGCCGCCUCGUGGGGGCAUCACGAGCGAUCUGCUGCUGCUGCGGUUUGCUGCAGCAAUCCAGAGCAACAGCGACAGCAACAGCAGCAGCAGCAGCAGCAGCCGUGUUAGGGUUGAAUGGACUGAAGUGCUGCGUCCCCUGCCUGUAGAAGCAGCGCAGCAGGGGGCCCCCCUUGGGGCUUUGUCUCCCCGCACACGGGGGCCCCUUAGCCCUCUCACCACCCAGCUGCAGCAGCAGCGGCAGCAGCAGCAGCAGCAGCAGCAGCGGGUGCGCUUCGUCUUCGUAGGAGUCUCAGGGCUGCUGCUGCUUGGCGGAUCCGAGGACCCCACACCAUCUAUUGCUGCUGAUGCUGCUUCUGCUGCUGCUCUUGCUGCCUUCCCUCCCUGCAGCGCUGCGGUGUAUGCGAAGCUCGCCGCACUAAGCAGCAGCAGCAGCAGCAGCAGCAGCAGCAGCAAGAGCUUGCUGCAGCUGCUGCCAGCACCUUUCCGAGAAGCUGCCGCUGCCCUUGCGAUCAGCGGGGGUGUCUCAGCAGCAGCAGCAGCAGCAGCAACACCAGCAGCAGCAGCAGCAGCAGGAGCACCAGGGGCAGAAGAAGCAGCGGGAUCAGCAGCAGCAGAAGCAGCAGCAGCGACAACGGCAUCUGCAGAUAGAGGAGAGACAGCAGCAGCAGCAGGUGUAGAUGGAGCAGCAAGAGAAACAGCAGCAGCAGCAGCAGCAGAAGAAGAAGGAACAGCAGCAGCAGCAACAGCACCAGCAGCAGCAGAAGCAAAAGGCAGUGCUGCUGCUGCUUCUGCACAAAUCAACAUCAGGGGGCCCCUCAAAAUGAGUCGGCUGUUGGGGACGAGGAGACGGAGCGAGGUUGCUGCUGCUGCUGCUGCUGCUCGUUCCCUGCGCUUGCUGCUGCUGCGGCAGCGGCAGCAGCAGCAGCAGGAGCAGAAGCAGCAGCAGGAGCACAAGGGCUCCGGCAUGCGGCUAGCAGCGGAGCAGCAGCAGCAGCAGCAACAACAACAGAGCAGCUGCUCUUCAAGCGACGAGUGGGCGGCCCUCGGACACCCGGAGGCCUGCGCAUGCAGCAGCAGCAGCAGCAGCAGCAGCAACAGCAGCAGCGAAGACGAGGAGCAGCAGGAGCUUGUAGAGGAGACAUGCAAAAGAGAUUUCGUCGUACCGCCUCUUUUUUAUUUGUCUCCAAACAAAAAUAUAAAGACAGAACAACCAUCUCCAGACUCAACUGCAGCAGCAGCAGCAGCAGGAACAGCAGAUGGUGCAGCAGCGGCAGCAGAUAGAGCAGCAGCAGCAACAACAGCAGCAGCAAGAGGACUGCCUCCAAACGCUGCUGCAGCAGAUGAGAGGGUGGAAGAGAGGGGCAAGAGAGGAGACAGCAUAAAGACAGAGACACCUGCUGCAGCAGAUGCUGCAGCAGAUGCUGCAGCAGAGACUGCAGCAGAUGCUGCAGCAGAGACUGCAGCAGAGACUGCUGCUGCUGCUGCUGCGCUGCCGUUGUCUCUAACAGACCCCUGGGCUUCCUUUGAGGAGCAUAGCGAAUGGCUGGAGCUGCUGGCGAAGCACUGCCGAGUUCAGCGAAGGCCAGCGGGAACCGGCAAGAAGAGCAACAACAGCAGCAGCAGCAGCAACAGCAGCAGCAGCAACACGGGCAGUAACACGACGAACAAUACCAGCAGCAACAAGAAGAACAGCAGCAGCAGCAGCAGCAGCAGCAGCAGCAGCAGCAGCAGCAGCGGGGAGCGGUGGGAGUUAUGUCGGGCCUUCUCAGAUGCGGAGGAGGCAACGCAGUUUAUACAGGCGUUUGGCUUUAGGUUUGUCUUCAAUUAA
This is a messenger RNA of Eimeria acervulina, 2658 nucleotides long. RefSeq lists its product as hypothetical. The record is from RefSeq and is a predicted model, not a curated record. The transcript has 2 exons. NCBI's taxonomy places the organism in Eukaryota, Apicomplexa, Conoidasida, Eucoccidiorida, Eimeriidae. The coding region runs from base 1 to 2658 and encodes 885 amino acids.